Molecule: messenger RNA, 3940 nt
Organism: Dermacentor albipictus
Lineage: Eukaryota; Metazoa; Arthropoda; Arachnida; Ixodida; Ixodidae
Biological process (GO): protein modification by small protein removal
Molecular function (GO): peptidase activity
Source: RefSeq, a predicted model, not a curated record
AACCACGCAGUAGCAUGGUUCCCGUGGACGGAUACCGACUCCGAUCUGCAACAUCAUCGGUAGUCGGAAAUGUCGUUGUGCUGCUCGUUUCUCCACCGUGCGAUUUACGCCGUUUAGCGUGCCCAUAGUUCUUAAACGACAGUGUGUGCUCGCUGAGACCGCCAUGAGCGCCGGAGACGUGGAGAAUGCUUCGCACAUCGAAGCCGAAACAAGUUUCGAAGUGCAGCUUUACAUUUACGACCUCUCCAAGGGACUUGCCAAGACGCUUUCGCCCAUGCUCAUAGGGAAGCAGCUGCCCGGUAUAUGGCAUACAAGUAUCGUGGCCUACGGCAGGGAGUACUUCUUCGGUUCGAUGGGUAUCGAAAGUUGCGGAGUGGGGGAGACCAUCCUCAAAGAACCAGACCAGAUUCUGAGCCUGGGUCGCACCGAGCUCCCGUACAGCUUGUUCUUGGAGUACAUCUUUGCCCUCGGUGAAUCCGGCUACAAGCCACACACUUAUGAUCUGUUUCGUCACAACUGCAACAACUUUACACAAGAGGUGGCCGUGUUCCUCACAGGGAAGUCCAUCCCCCAAGAAAUUCUGGACCUCCCUGAUGAGUUUCUGAGCACGCCUCUGGGCGGCACACUGCAGACUUACUUUGAGAACCUCUCACUUCGAGGGGAAACAGCACGUGGGCUCAGCUUUGGUGGUGGAGCUCCGACGGACUUCAUUCCCUUCACCCCCGUAGAUCCGUGGGACCAAAGGACCAGGAGUUCCAUAUCACCCCCUGAACAAGUGAGGCAACCAGCACCACCUGUGGCUCGAAACAUGUCUUCGGAGACAGCAACAGAGCCGGCUACAGAGGAAGCCACGCGGCCUGCUUCAGAUACGGCAGCAGCUGACAGCAACGGGGAGAUUGAAGACCGGCCGGCACCUGUCCGAAAGUCUCGGCGAUACAGUGACCCACCUGUGUUCUACCCACAAGUCGACGGUGCUGCUGCACUGAAAGAACUCGAGGGUCACCUGGAGAGCGUCAUCAAUGACCAGGAGCGGUCAGCACUCAGGGAGCUGCACGAAUACCUCGUCACGGACAAUGGAGCAUGGGCCCUCGGAACGCCGCAGCUCGACCUGUUCAACAAGUUGCUGACCGACCCUGGCCUGUCGUCGGCCGUGCGACUGUCGCUCCUGCGGGUGCUUCAGGCAGCAGCACUCAAGGAGGACGUCAUCCUGUUCCUCCACCAGGACCGCAAGAGCCACUGCAUCAUGAGCUACGUGUACCGCAUCGAGAGCCUGUCCCCCGAGGAGCAGGACGAAGUGCUGAAACUGCUCUGCAACCUGUGCAGCAAUGUGAGCAGCUACGACUGGCUGCUCUACAUUUCCGAGUGGAGCGAGGAGAGCGGCCAGUCGUGCAACAAUGCCAAGGCCACUGUGCGCGCGGUUGUCCAUGGCCUCCUCUGCGACAGACCUGAGGCACAGGAGCGCAGCGCAGCCCUCAUGUUCAACCUCUCCCUCAAGGAGCUUUUUGAUGACACGGCAACAGAGCUGUCCACAGCCAUCCUGCAGUACCUGCACGGAGACAUCAGGGAGGAACAAGCUUUCUACUGCUUAACGGCGCUUCUACGGUUUCUACAGAUCAGCUACAAUGACGUGCCUGCCCUAGUAAAAAUGCUUGGUCCAGACCUGCAGAAGUUUUCUGGUGCUUCGGAACGGGUCAAGAAGCUUGUCGACGAGAUUGGUCUCAAGCUUUCGGUGUCAAUAUCAGCGUGACGGCACUGAGGCAUCCAUGCAAAGCGUACUGUCACCCACAGGAGUUUUAAAAAGCUGGGGUUCACGGAAGAACUUGAAAUAUCAUCCCAGGUGUUCUGUAAUAGAAGGGUGCAGUCAUGCAAUUCUGGUUGUGACCAAGACUAUGCCACCGGACAAUCUUCAAGAUUCCACAAUUUGGCUGCCCUGCAGAGCUGCUCUUUUAAAUAAGUAGUGACACAUAGUAUGUUCGAAAUUUUAGAAAAUGCCACGCUUCUAGCAAUUAAUUACUUAGCAAGUACAGCUGUUGGGAAACUCUUGAGAUAUAUUAAUUUGAUACUGCUAAACAUGAUCUUGAAAUGCUGGACCUGAUGUCAUCAACAUUCUUGUGACUUCAUGAUAGAGAGUAAAAUUUGAUGCCACUGUGUGGCAGUAAGGCUAGGUGUCAUUAUGUUUUUGAUAAAAAAUAAGUAAACAAGUGCGCUAUGUGUGGUUCUCCUGGCAGUCACAGAGAUCGCAGGAACAGAGCUUGCUAGCAUAUUGUGACGACACAAUGCAUCUACUUUCUGGGUACCAAAACUGGUUUGUAGAAACAAGCACUAAAGUAAAUUUUCUAGGGUGCCCCGUCACUUGCCACUAUCUAGUGUCUAGAGGGUUCAGAACUUCAUUUAACACACAAAAAAAUACCGAGAGACAUUCAAAACAAUGUGUUUCAUACUCUUAUGAAGGCACUUGUCCACAGACUGGAUUUGUACCCUAGGCUCAGACCCCUGAUGGGUCAAGUGAAAGUGGAAAGACACCGGGGAAUUAUUGUCUAGCUAGAAUGCGCCUUGCUUUACAUUUAUUUGACUUUUACAAGCACUAAUUCUGAAAUUUGGUGACAUCGCACUUUUAACUUCCGCCGCCUGUUCUCUGUUGUAAGGAUGUGGUAGCAGUUAUAUCCUUGUGCAAUAACUCUCACCUGUUGUGCAACCUUUCAUAUGUGCAGUGACAUUUCUGGUGUCUAACUGGUGGAGCAACUAAUCAUGUCAUGGAGUAUGUAGAUGCUAUUGAUGUCCUGCUUUCAGAAUAGUACUGUCGCAUCUUAACAUAAUGAAUUAUCAGAUAUAAUAAAGUAAAUGUAAACUGUUUCUUGCAAAUAUCAGCAUGUAACAAAUAUAAGUAAGCUUAUAAGGAAUAUUGGAUUUAACAAAAGUAUUCUUGUGUCAAAUGUAAUUUCAUUAUGACCAAGUUUGGUUGUAUUGUUAAAUAUUGGCCCUUGAUGGAUGAAUUUGUUAGCAGUUUUCUGGCCAGGGCAGCCGACAGCACAAAAUUUUGCCAAAUACCAAACCUGUGCUAUACCCCCCAUCUGCGAGAUCUUUUUCUGUGGCCUCAUAUACUGUAGUUGUCUUGUUUCACCCUAACGCAAAUGUGAAAGGAAGCAUGUUUGAAGUGGCUGCUCAGCUUGUUCAAAUUCUAUGGUGGCUCUUGUUCCAAAAUGGCCUUGCAGCGUAAAAAAACUGCAAAUAAUGCUUGUCUCAGGUGUUGGGUUUUGUUAUCCAUGGGCAAAGCACCUCAGGCCUAUGUUUCUAGCUGCGGCUGCUACUGUUUAAAUGUGCCUUUUUACAAUAUCUUUUAAAGUGAAGUGCAUAGUGUUACAAGACAUUUCAGCAACGGUAUUGUACUAAUCAAGUUUGCUCUUAGGAAGACAUGUAAUGUAUUUGUCUUUUGGUGCUCUCUUUUUUUAUAUACCGCAUUUUUUUCUACCCUGCGAGAAUGAUCUUAACGAACAAUGUUAGUUGCAUUUUCUACUUAUGAGGGUUAUGUCGUAUUUUACCCGGUGUAUAAGGUUCAACAGUUUCUCUGAACCGUACUAAGCACACCUUUUUUGCGAAUAGGACUGCUGCAAUAAUGGUUGCAUGAUCUGACACAAAAUACUCGUUAUGAAGUGAUAUUUUUUGCGCAACAUUAUAGGGGGAAAUGUUGCAGCAUUCCUGAGCACAUGCAAGUUUUGAAGCCUGUGCAUUUAGGAGCAAUAAGAUAUUACGAUUUUAUAGCUAUUGACACCAUAUGUUACGUCAGGAUUGAGACGGGCAGCUAGUUAUUCUUGCAUAUUUGGCUGCACAUAUCUUUAUUGUACAUGCACAAUUACUCGGGUGACUAACCGUUUAUGUUGGACAAGAUAUAUAUAUGUGGCACUUGUUUGGUGGAAUAAAAAAAAGCUCGUUUAUAAACUUC